AUGAGAAAGAGAGCGCGUGCACACAGGGUAAAUGGGGUAAUUAAGGAAGCAAACAAUCUAAUAUUUGGGCAGCUUGAGAGAAUUCUAGAGGAUAACUUGGAGAAUUAUAUAAGGAAAAAAAUACGUGUGUCAUUGAUUGGAGAAAGGAAAGAACUCCCAAAAUCCUUACAAAAUGUGGUCAAACAUGUAGAAGAAGCAACAAGUAGGGAACCAAACGCGCAGCUGCUGGACUGGAGGCUAACAGUGUGUUAUGCAGGAACAAGAGACAUACUGCAAGCCACUAGGAGGUUUUGUGAGAAGGCCAAGGCUGAGUUGAUUGAGCCUAAUGACAUUGACGCCGCCUCGUUCGAUCUUGAGCUUUCGACUGCUGGCACCCCUACGCCUGAACUGCUCAUCCGAACUGGUGGUGAACUCCGUCUUAGCAACUACUUGAUAUGGCCACUGGCCCUAGCUGAGUAUUAUUUCAUCCCAAUUCAAGCACCUGAGUUUACUGAAGCUCACUUCCUAGACGCUUUGCGCUCCUUUCAACAAAGGGAUAGGAACUUUGGCAGGUGAUUGGAUUUGAUAUAUGACUCAAAAAUCAUCAAACAUAAAUUUGUAAUACAUUUGUUGGAAUUGCCAACUUUAUAUCUCUUUAUGUAAUUGAUAUCUAAUAACCACCUAUAAAAAUAAUAUAAGAACUUCAUUUGUUGAA
Molecule: messenger RNA, 694 nt
Organism: Beta vulgaris subsp. vulgaris (sugar beet)
Lineage: Eukaryota; Viridiplantae; Streptophyta; Magnoliopsida; Caryophyllales; Amaranthaceae
Product: cis-prenyltransferase 4, chloroplastic-like
Exons: 3
Coding region: 1-555 (184 amino acids)
Biological process (GO): response to cold; plastid membrane organization; polyprenol biosynthetic process
Cellular component (GO): chloroplast stroma
Source: RefSeq, a predicted model, not a curated record